Messenger RNA from Nerophis ophidion (straightnose pipefish), 6461 nucleotides. It is a transcript of the gene gcnt4a, whose product is annotated as glucosaminyl (N-acetyl) transferase 4a. Bases 201 to 1343 code for a protein of 380 amino acids. Gene Ontology annotation, cellular component: membrane. Lineage: Eukaryota; Metazoa; Chordata; Actinopteri; Syngnathiformes; Syngnathidae. The record is from RefSeq and is a predicted model, not a curated record. Gene Ontology annotation, molecular function: acetylglucosaminyltransferase activity. The transcript is spliced from 4 exons.
UGCGCCUCACCGCUUACUGGACCUGCGUAAUGUUAAACAUAAUGCUCGUCCUGGCACUUGAAGGCAUCACGCUGGCCUUUGAAGCAACUUAAUCCAUUACAUCGCUGAUUGAAUUAUCAACCACGAAGUUCACAUUUUGACUCCAUUAAUUAAAGCGGUAUUGUUGUAGGAGUCCUCCACGGCAACUUUAUAAAGCAAGAAUGAAAAUACGAUAUGGAUGCUCCGUACAUAGAUUGAGACGCUGGUGUUUCCUGUUUUCUGUGUCUCUGGUGGCAGUUUGCUUGCUCAAGCUGGUGUACAUCAAAGUGACGGCGAGGGACAGCAUCUACGUGGGCCUUUCGGGAGUUCACAGUCAGAGGUUGGACGUCAACUGCACCGCUAUCUACGAGCUUGACCCUGUGGAAAUAGGCAAAGCUCUGGAGAUGAAACACAAAGCCAUCAUUGACGUGGACGAUGAUAGCACCGUGAGUUUGACUUCGGACUGUCAAAACUUUAUCACAAGGAGGCGUUAUGACGACAUUCCGGUGUCAGGGGUCGAGGACAACUUUCCGCUGGCUUACUCCUUUGUGGUGCACCAAAACGCACCCAUGGUGGAAUGUAUUCUUCACGCCAUCUAUGCGCCUCAAAACCUCUACUGUGUCCACUAUGACCAAAAGUCUUCCCCGGCGUUUAUUAAGGCCAUGAAGAACCUUGCUCGCUGUCUGCCUAAUGUAUUUAUUGCCUCAAAACUGGAGUCAGUCCAAUACGCUCAUAUUAGUCGACUCAACGCGGAUCUCAACUGCCUGUCUGACCUGCUGAGGUCCCAGAUCAAAUGGGAGUAUGUGAUCAACCUCUGUGGUCAGGACUUUCCUCUCAAGUCCAACUACGAACUGGUGGUGGAGCUGAAACGGCUGAACGGCCGUAACAUGCUGGAGUCCAGUCAACCCAGCGAGCUAAAGAAGCAACGCUUCAGUUUUAAGUAUGAGCUGAAGAACGUGCCUUACGAGUACAACCGUAUUCCUGUGAAAACCACGAUGGCAAAAGACAUGCCUCCUCAUGCGCUCGUAAUGUUCACCGGAAGUGCUUAUUUUGUGCUGUCGCGGAGUUUUGUCAACUACAUCAGCAGCAACCAAGUAGCCAAAGACUUUCUGGCCUGGUCAGCAGACACGUACUCUCCAGAUGAACACUUCUGGGCCACCCUUGUCAGACUCCCAGGGGUGCCAGGACACAUUUCUAGAUCCCAACCAGACGUUACGGACUUGAAGAGUAAGACGCGACUUGUCAAAUGGAACUAUCUGGAAGGAAACGUGUAUCCACCUUGCACAGGACUUGGACUUGGGUUGUCUCUUCGACGCAGAGGAUGAUUUGCACGAGCCAGACAUGAAUGUAAGUACAUAUUUAUUUCUUUAACACUAUAACUAACAAAAAGAGGCAAACAGAGGGCGCGCACAAUGGCGGAGAACAAAUACUUGACUACAAAAACAAAUGAUUAGAACAAAGGCUGUAAACAAUAAACGUGAAACAAAAACAUUUGCACUGAGGCAUAAAUACAAAAUUUACGUGGUGUCGUCAAAAAACGAACAGCAAGGCAUGAAGGUAGGUACAUGGAGAUGUGGGUAAAGUGGGAAGUUGCCAGGCCGACUACCUGGUAACUCUUAAUAAUAACUGUGAUCAUUACUAACAGGUGUGAGGGCUGAGGACAGGGCCGUGACUUGAGGGCAAGGUGAAAAUCAAUGAGUUGGCAUGGAGACAAAAACAAACCAGGAAGUGCAGAAACAGAACUGAGUGUCCAAAAAACAAAACAUAACAUGACCAAACAUGACAAAAACAAAACAUGAUUCAUAGGCGUGACAGAGCCCCCUCGUUAAGGACAGCUCCCAGAUGUCCAAAAAAACCCCAAAACAAAACUAUGAUCGAGAGUCAUGGGAGGGCGGCAGAUGGACAUGGCGGUGGGUCGCCAGACCACUUGUUCCCGAAUCCACCGGGGCAGAGUCAGGUGGCGGCGACGCGUAGAGGUCCACUGCACCUGACGAGGUGGGCGACCCGGGAAGGGCCAUAUCUGUGGCCGACAAAAAGGUCGGCACCCUUGGCGUGGCGGACGACCACGUAUUGGCCACCUCUGUGGCCGACGAGGAGGUCGGCGCCCUUGGAGUGGCGGACGACCACGUAGUGGCCGAAAACGAGGCGGACGCGUCGUCAUCGUGGCAGGCGACGAAGCUUGGCGUGGUGCUGCUACUGGCGGCGCUGGAGCUUGGCGUGGUGCAGGCACUGAAGCUUGGCGUGGAGCAGGCACUGGUACUUGUAGUAGUGUAGACACUGGGGCCUGACGUGGUGCAGGCACUGGGGCCCAAGAUGGUGCAGGCAAUGGUACCUUUUGUGGUGCAGGCACUGGGACCCGACGUGUUGCAGGCACUGGGACCCGACGUGGUGCAGGCACUGGGGUCCGUUGUGGUGCAGGCACUGGAGCUUGGCGUGGUGCAGGCAGGCACUGGGGCCCGACGUGGUGCAGGCACUGGGACCCGGCGGGGUGCAGGCACUGGGGCCCGACGCGGACUUGGUGCUAGCCGUGGACUUGGACUUGGUGCUAGCCGUGGACCUGGACUUGGUGCUAGCCGUGGACUUGGUGCUAGGCGUGGACUUGGACUUUGUGCUAGCCGUGGACUUGGACUUGGUGCUAGCCGUGGAUUUAGACUUGGUGCUAGCUGUGGACUUGGACUUUGUGCUAGUCUUGGACUUGGUGCUGGACUUGGACUUGGUCUUUGUGCUGGACUUGGUGCUAGCCGUGGACUUGGCCGUGGACUUGGUGCUAGCCGUGGACUUGGUGCUAGCCUUCGAGUAGUGACAGGUGCUAGCCGUGGUGCAGUCAGCCGUGGUGCAGGUGGCGGUGGCCUUGCUGGAGGCUGCGGCUUAGCAGGCCGAAGGACCGGUGGUGGCGGACGAGCUGGUGGCUGCGGUCUAGCAGGCCAAAAGACCGGUGGUGGCGGCCGUGCUGGCAGCUGCGGCUUGGCUGGCUGAAGAACUGGUGGUGGCGGCCGUGCUGGCAGCUGAGGCUUGGCAUGGAGCUGAGCGACCCCACCUGAACCGCUCCCAGCCCUAGCCCUCCCCUCAAGGGGCGGAUACCAGACGCGCUCACCGCGAUCCGGAAGAGUCUCUUGGGGUGGGCGGAGGGGGGUUGAAUCCUCCUCUUUAAACUGUUCCAAAAAUAUUCUAGUUUCUUCGGUCUUGGUUUGAGAUGGCUAAAAAAAUGUUUUUGUGUGAUGUGGGCGGGGCUUGAGUCUUGGGGGUCGUGGCAUUAAAUUUAGAUGGCUGUGAAUGUUUUGAUAAAGUGUUCAAAAACAUGUUCUGAUAGAGUUUUGAUAUGGACAUAGAGUCUUUAGUUGGGAGCGGCUGACAAAAAAGAGAGUUGAGAAAAAAAAUUCUUCGUCUGUGAUGUCAUAUGUUGACGGUGGCGUGACGCAGCCCACUCCCGCCCGGAGGGGGAGGAGCUUGCGGAGACACGUCCAAUCCGCUCACGGAAGUCCUUCCUGACUUCCUUCGUCGGGAGCGAUGCUUCCGGGAUAGCGGCAACAUGGCGUCGUUAGCGGUACCAGUCUUCCAUCUGGCCCCCACAUUAGGCCUCUUUGCUCCAUGGAGGAAUAGAGCUGCGUCUCCUCUUCCAUGGCUCGCAGAACCGCCAAAGAAGCCUCGUCCAAAUUGUCUGCGAAGAAACCUCUGCUGGCAACUUCUGUCACACAAGGACUUGGGUUGUUUCUUCGACGCAGAGGAUGAAUAUCCAACAAUAGAAAAGCGAGAUAUAAAUCUAAUCCAUUAUUAUUAUUAUUAUUAUUAGUAGUAGUAGUAUUAUUAUUACCCUUACCCUCUCUUGAUAGGUGGAUAAAGGUGUACAUGGAGUACCAUGAAAUUAGGCCGCUGGAACAUUACCUUGGUGCCGGUACGUGGAGUACUUGGCUCUACAAAUACCACCAUUAAAGUACAGUAGCGUAGUAGGCCCAAAUAUUUAGUAACAAAGCAGAGGUUUCAUUUAACGAUUGUACUUCAUAUUUUUGGCCCCUGAAACAUUACACAUAGUUUGAACAGUAACACUGUUUUAGAAUAUAGAAAAUAAAACACUGUACUUCAAUCAAGUGAUUCUUUGGUGGACCACUAGAUGGAGCCCACAAACCACUGUUUGAGGUUCACUGGACUAACCUAUUUAUUAUUAAACGUCUGGAAUGGAUUUAUGCUGUUUUUAAAUUGAAGUGGAUUGGUAAUAGUUUUUGGUGACACUUAGUGAUCACUAUAACUCAUUUAUUUUAGCUCAUGACACAGUAUAUGAUGCGGACACGUUUGUUACUAGAUACUUUCUAAUGCACUCCUGCUUUGGAGACUUUAUAUGUGUAAGUAAUAUACAACUAUAUAUUUUUUUAAAAAGGGACAAGCGGGAGAGAAUGGAUGGAUGUUUAUAUUGACAAUUGAGAUGUUUUACACUGCAAUAGUGUUCAAUUAUUAUUUUGCAUGUCUAGCUGUUGUGUAGCUGCUCGUAGCACUUUUGUAAAUGGCUUCACUAAAAUAGAAAAAAAGUGCAAUCAUGUGUGUUUAAUGGAGGACAUUUAGAUGUUAACUGUCCAGCUUUGCACAUGAUAUCACACAGAAGUAAACUCGCUGCAGGACUGCUUGUAUCGGACAUUUUCUAUGUAAGCUGAUAUCAUUCGAUACCUAUUUUUUUGUUGAUAAUGGACCGAUAUCAGUAUCCAAUUGAGACACCCUUUUAUAUAUAUUUUGGAGGCAUUUUAGAUUUUUUCGUACGACUAUAACCAAAUACACAGCUUCAUUCCAGUUGUAAAAGAUAUUGUGUGUUUAACUGCUAUUAACAGAUGUCGACAUAGCGGACAUUCAUCCGUUCAUGUCUCAAUGUGACAACCUUGAGUAAUAUUACACAACUAUGUGUACACGGUAUUCCAGUAAGUUAGUGGAGUUUUGUUUUGUUUUGUUUUUGUUUGAAACAUUAAGUACCCAAAUAUGACUGUAACUUGCAGUGUUAUUUAUACAUGUGGUUGUUUAAAGGCCUACUGAAACUCACUACUACCCACCACGCAGUCUGAUAGUUUAUAUAUCAAUGAUGAAAUAUUAACAUUGCAACACAUGCCAAUACGGCCUUUUUAGUUUACUGAAUUGUAAUUUUAAAUUUCCCGGGAGUUUCGUCUUGAAAACGUCGUGUAAUGGUGACGUGUACGCAAGACGUCACGGGUUUUUAGGAAGUGUGAGCGCUACGCACACACACAGCUAAAAGUCGUCUGCUUUAAUGGCAUAAUUACACAGUAUUUUGGAGAACUGUGUUGCUGAAUCUUUUGCAAUUUGUUCAAUUAAUAUUGGAGAAGUCAAAGUAGCAAGAUGGAGUUGGCAAGCUUUAGCCUUUAGCCACACAAACACACGGUGAUUCCUUGUUUAAAAUUCCUGGAGGUGAAAAUUUACUAUGGAUCAGAGCGCAGUCAAGCGAACAUAAAACACGACGGAAUGUCAACUAGCAGGUUUCGGUGAGAAAAUUGUGGUUAAAAAGUCAGUUCUUACCGGAGAAAAGCUGAGCUUGCCACGUGCAUAGCUGCUGUCGACUCCCCUGAGACACUGCGCGUCAAGACACCUGUGGACGUACACCUCCGACUAUCAGGUAAUAUUUAACUCACUAAAACACUAGCAACACAAUAGAAAGAUAAGGGAUUUCCCAGAAUUAUCCUACUAAAUGUGUCUAAAAACAUCGCAACCGUCCCAAUUACAUCACAAUUUUUUUUUUUAACUUUUUUUUCUAGUCCGUCGCUAUCAAUAUCAUCAAACACAAAUCUUUCAUCCUCGCUCAAAUUAAUGGGGAAAUUGUCAUUUUAUCGGUCCGAAUAGCACUUUUUGUUGGAGGCUCCCAUUAUAAACAAUGUGAAUAUAUGAGGAGCCCCCACACUUGUGACGUCAUCGUCUGCGACUUCCGGUAGAGGCAGGGCUUUUGUCUUAGCACCGAAAGUUGAGAACUUUAUCGUCGAUGUUCUGUACUAAAUCCUUUCAGCCAAAAUAUGGCAAUAUCGCGAAAUGAUCAAAUAUGAGAUAUAGAAUGGACCUGCUAUCCACGUUUAAAUAAGAAAAUCUCAUUUCAGUAGGCCUUUAAAUGUCUUUGGUCUGGUUUGAAAAAAGUUCUAUUUUGGUUUCAUCUGACCACAUGACAUUCUCACGAUCCUCUGUUAUAUCAUCCAUGUAUCCAUUUUGGUACAAACUCAAAUCGUCGUGUUUGGAGGAAGAAGAAUACGGAGUUGCAUUCCAAGAACACCAUUCCUACUGUGAAGCAUCAUGCUUUGGGGCUGUGUUUCUGCUAAGGGGACAGGACGAUUGAUCCGUGUUAAGGAAAGAAUGAAUGGGGCCAUGUAUCGUGAGAUUUUGAGCCAAAACCUCCUUCCAUCAGUGAGAGCUUUGAAUGGUUGACCAAAUACUUAUUUUCCACCAUAAUUUACAAAUAAAUUCUUUAA